Megachile rotundata (alfalfa leafcutting bee) is the source of this 5678-nucleotide messenger RNA. Its product is annotated as phospholipid-transporting ATPase ABCA3. Gene Ontology annotation, biological process: lipid transport; transmembrane transport. NCBI's taxonomy places the organism in Eukaryota, Metazoa, Arthropoda, Insecta, Hymenoptera, Megachilidae. The record is from RefSeq and is a predicted model, not a curated record. Gene Ontology annotation, molecular function: ATP hydrolysis activity; ATP binding; ABC-type transporter activity. Gene Ontology annotation, cellular component: intracellular membrane-bounded organelle; membrane.
GAACGCACGCACGUCACGAAACAUUGGCGCAAUUAGGAUUUUUGUGUGGGAUAGUCCAAAUCCCCUAGUUUUAAUAAGAAAUCAAUGACUUCCAAAAUUUGAUAUUUUGAAGAUUAAUAAAUAGAAAAUUAUUGUGACAAUCAUGAGAAAGUCAAAAUGCAAGAAGUUUACUGGAAUUGUAGUUAUAUUUCAUAAAAUUUCUACAAAUGAAAUAAUGAAAUAAUUUAUACAUUUUGACAGUAGUCAAGGUUACGUGUUUGGCACCUUUGGUAUUUUAUCAGAGUAUAUACUGAUUCAUAGAUCAAUUCUCAUAAUUUAUUCGUUGUACUUUUAUGAACUUCCAAUGGCAUUCUUUAACUGAAUUUGCAUAUGCAAACAUAUGUUGGCUGCUAGAAACCAUAAAAUUUUUAAAAGAUAUUUAGUAACAUUACAAAAUCAAAAUGGCUAAUAACAUCAGGCUCUUUGCCCUUCUUUUAUAUAAAAAUUUGAUAGUACGUUGUAGGCAUUGGAAAACAACAUUAUUUGUACAGUGUUUGAUACCUAUUGCUUUGUUUGUAUUAAUACAAGCUACAAGAGACUUCAGUGUACAGCCACCCAGAAAGAUUAAUGAAAGUACACACUACCAUCCAGAUGAAUUAACUUCAAUAAACAUAGAUAUGACAUUUUUAUACUAUGUGCCACGGAAUUCGUAUACACAAAAUCUUAUGAAUGACAUUCGAUUAUGUUUGAGAUUACCAUAUGAAAAUAUAGCUGGAUUCGCAUCCGAAGAUGAUAUGAUUAAUGCUUACACAAUUUUACAAGUUGAAGCUCCACAUGUUAAUGUUUUAGCUGUUGUAUUUGAACAAUACAAUACAACUGAUAUAAAAUACAAAAUAAGACAUGCUAUUGAAAUUCCAAAUACAUUAUUUUACAAUACAUUUGAGCAGCGUUCAUUUUAUAAUGCAAUACCAUUUAUACCAUUACAAAUAUGUGUUGAUGAAUGUUUUAUAAAUCAUACAUCACAUUCUUCAAUAGAGAGAAAGAUGUCAAUACAAAAAAUGCCUUAUCCACCAUAUGUUAAAAUAGACGAAUCUGAUAUUAUGUUAAGAAUGGCAGUGUGCAUGUUUGCAGUCAUUGCUUUAUUAAUUCCACUAUGUAUAGAAACAAACUAUGCAACAAAGGAAAAAUACAUUGGAGUAAAUGUUUUAAUGGCAAUGAAUGGAGUAAAGCAUUAUCAAAAUCUGCUAAGUUGGUUAAUUACUGGAGUAUUUUUCAGCAUUUUUUAUGUAGUUCCAAUAAUAAUAUUAUUUAAAAACACUUUCUCUAAGAAUGUUGAUCCAUAUUUGUAUUAUGGCAACAGUUUUAUAUUUUGGUUACUGUUUACAGUACAUAUUGCUCAUUUAAUAUCAUUUGGUAUGCACAUUGCUGCAUACUUUUCAAAGCCACGUUUUGUGAUAACAGCAUUAUCAGUUAUUUAUACUGCUUCUUUUUCACUUCAUGGACACUUAACAAGAGAUGGAGUAUUUUCAAUAAUACCAUAUUUGGGAUUAUUGUUUCCAAAUAUGUUGUUGUAUAGGUUCUUGGAAGAGGUCAAUGCAUACGAAACUAAAUUAAUUGGUAUCCAAUGGUCAAAUAUGUUUGAUGUUGGAGAUCCACAAUAUAAUAUCAGUGGAUCUAUUGGAUUUAUAUUAAUUUUUUCACUUUUGGGUGCUUCACUGCAUUUCCUUUUAGCAUUGUAUAUCAAUGCUAUUUUUCCAGGAAAGUAUGGAGUACGUAAAAAGCCAUUUUAUUUUUUGAAGUAUUUAAGAAGAAAUAAAGUAUAUCUUGAUGAGGAUAUAGAAGAUUUUGACUAUGAUAAAGUGGAUAAUGAAAAUUUUGAAUCUGUGACAAAAGGUGCACUUACUCCUGGAAUUCAGAUACGUAAUCUUAAGAAAACGUAUAAAACUAACUGCUUUCGAAAAUCGGCAGUUCAAGCAUUAAAAGGAAUUACGAUUGAUUUAUACAAAGGUCAAAUCACAGCUUUAUUGGGCCAUAAUGGCGCUGGGAAAACUACACUAAUGUCUAUCUUAACAGGUGUAAUAAGCCCAACCGAAGGGAAAGUUCUUAUAAAUGGCAAAAGCAUUGCAAAACAUUUGGAUGUUAUCAGAAAUGACUUGGGAUUAUGUCCUCAAGAAAAUAUGGUUUUUCCAGAUAUGAGUGUAUCUGAACAGUUAGAAUUUUUUGGUCUAUUGAAAGGUGUAAAUAAAACAAGAAAAGAAAUUAAACUAAAUGUUAAUAUGCUUCUUGAUAAAUUAAAAUUACGUGAGAAAAGAAAUGUUCUUCCAAGUAAAUUGUCAGGAGGACAGAAGAGAAGAUUGUGCCUUGGGAUGGCUCUUGUUGGUGAUGCUAGUAUUGUAAUUUUGGACGAACCAACAUCAGGAAUGGAUCCUGAAACUAGAAGAGAUAUAUGGGAUAUUAUAUUGAAAAUAAGAGGGAAGAAAACAAUUUUGAUUAGCACACAUAAUAUGGAAGAAGCUGAUAUACUCGGAGACAGAAUUGCUAUUGUGCACGGAGGGCGAUUAAAAUGUUAUGGUACAUCCAUGUUUUUGAAAAAGCAAUAUGGCUAUGGCCAUUUAGAAGUUACAUUAUCAACUAAAUCUUGGUGUAAUUCAGAGAAAGUUAUAAACAAGUUUGAUGCAAGAACACAACAAAUAAGUGUAGACAGUGAAAAGAUUGUUUUAAGUGUACCAAAUACUGAGACAUUACCACAAAUUUUAGAUAAAGUUGAAAAUCAAAAAAAGAAACUAGGUGUUACAGGGAUCAGCGUGUCACUUAUUACUUUAGAAGAAGUAUUUUUAAAAGUAAUUAAAAAAGAAGACAAAGAAACACAUUUGAAUGAAAUAUUCUGUUCUCCAUUACAAAAAGUAACGGGAUGGCCUUUGUGUAUACAAACUAUUUUAGCGCUGUAUCAUAAAAAAUUAACUUACACUAGGAAGAAUUUGAGUCAUACAUUAUUGACUCUAUUUUUACCAAUUUUGUCAGUAGUAUUAAUGGGCUUAAGUUACGACACACCUAGUGAAUCAACAAAUGUAUUUCCACUGCAACUUAACAUGUACAGGUAUCCAAAAGCUUUGUAUUCUGAAAAUGAAAUGCUUGGUAAACAUUAUAAAAAUACUGUAGAAUAUUUUGGUGGAUCUGCAGAGGAAGUAAAGCAAGAUAAAAGUGUUUCAGAAGCUUUGUUGGAUCAUGCUAUUCAAGACAUUGCAAAAUAUCGCAACAAUUACAUUGUUUCUGCAGAAUUUAAUACUUCUGAUGGAGCUGUAUAUGUUAAUGGUUUUUAUUCUGGCUUAGCAAUUCAUAGUAUACCAUUGACUGUGAAUCUAAUAUCAAAUGCAUUAAUCAAACAAAUAGCUGGAGAAGAAUAUUCCAUUCAUAUUUCAAGCCAGCAGUUACCGAACUCUUUGUCAGCAACGAUGUUAGUACCAAGCGCUGAAGCAUUGCCUCGGGUUUUGGUAUUCUGCUCUUUCUUCUUCCCAACUGUAGCGUUGUUUCUUAUCCAUCCCUUUCAAGAGAUGGAAACUAAAAUAAAGCAACUUCAAAGAAUGACGGGAGUCUCCUCUUUCUCAUAUUGGGGCACCAUGUUCACCUUUGAUUUUAUAGUUCUCACAGCUUGUGUACUCAUUAUCAUACUAGGGCUUUAUAUUAUGGAUGUUAUCUUGGAUAUUCGCUUAUACUACAGCACAGAAAUAUUGACUAUGACACUGCUAUUACUGCUGUUUGGCAUUAAUUCUUUAUUCAUAACAUAUAUCUUUAGUUUUGUCAAUAAAUCGAGAAAUACUGUGGGGACCAUAUUGAGUCUUGUACCUGUUGGAUUCACGUUGCUGCAAUAUCUGCUGCAUGAAGUGAUUUUCCGUUUCGAAUACUUGAAGGUUCUACACGCGAUACAGAAAAGAAUAUUCCGUCUAAUACCUCAUGUGAGCCUAUUUCAUGGUCAAUAUUCUUUCUUCGAAAUAGCUGUACAAAAUGCAAGAUGCCGUCGAUUACCAAAUCGAUUGCAGAGCGUAGUUUGCCUAGCUCCUAUGGAUAUUUGCUGUGAUUUGGAGUGUGCAGAUGGAGUCUGCAAAAAGCAACUUUCCUAUUUUUCUGACUAUAGUAGUGACAUGAGCCUGGGAGAAUGCGUUGUAUAUUUGUCCGUCACGCCAUUAAUAUAUUUUGCUGUACUUAUUAUUCUAGAAGAACGAUUAAUAGACAAACUUUACGCUAAAGUAUUCGAUCAAAAGUUAAAAAAUGCCUGUGAUAUAAAAGAUGAAGAGGUACAGAAGGAGAAGUACGCAGUGGCGUUAGAAAUGAGGAAUCUAACGAACCGUGAUUUAACAUCUGAAGAAGGAAAAAGAAUCAGCGAAAAAGAGAAAGAAACACCAAUGCCUGCUAUUAAACCUGACACUCUUGAAAGUUCAGAAAAUAACAACGAGAGUCUGUUCCUGGUUUAUGAGUUAAGUAAAUAUUACGGGAAAUUAAUGGCAGUACAGGAAAUCAAUUUCCGAGUGAAGCAACGAGAAUGUUUUGGAUUACUUGGCGUUAACGGCGCUGGGAAGAGCACUACAUUCAGAAUGUUGACUGGUGAAGAAAUGCCAAACAGUGGCAUCAUGUACUUAGGAAGAUCAGAAAUUCGUGCAGACAGGAAAAACUAUCUUGCUCAAAUGGGUUAUUGCCCACAAACAGAUGCUUUACUCAACUCGUUAAACUCGUUUGAUCAUUUGCGAUUGUUCGCAUUACUUCGAGGUAUACCUAGAUCCAAAGUGGACUUAGAAGUCAAUAAAUGGAUCAAUCGGCUCAAUUUAAAUGCUUGUAUGUAUCAACCAAGUGGUACUUACAGUGGAGGUAAUAAACGACGUUUGAAUAUUGCAAUGUCUUUAAUUGGGAAUCCAACACUUGUUCUGUUGGAUGAACCAACGACGGGGGUCGACCCUGCAGCUAGAAGAUCCUUAUGGAAUAUUCUUCAAUCGUGUCAAGCAAUGGGACAAGCUAUUAUUCUUACUUCUCACAGCAUGGAAGAAUGCGAGGCUUUGUGCAAUAGACUAGUCAUUAUGGUGAAAGGUCAAUUGGUUUGCAUCGGUGCAAGCCAAGAAUUGAAGCAACGAUUCGGCGCUGGUUACGAUAUUCACAUCAAAUUAAAUCCCAGUAGAUCGGAUGAUGAUGUUAGCAAUAUAAAGAUGAUUAUGGAAUCAUCUUUAACGUGUGAAGUCAGAGAUGAGAAUUUGGGAUUAAUUGCUUAUCACGUCAAUAAUUCUGGAACGACGUGGGAAAAAAUGUACAGUACAAUGAAGGAUUUGAAAAACCGAUACAGUUGUAUCGAAGAUUAUGCUGUUUUAUCAGCUACCUUGGAGCAGCUUUUCAUUCAGUUCGCCAGAGGAACUGAAACAAAGGAACCCGAAGGGUCUACAGAUUCCAGAACUAGUCCAGCACUUAUUUAAAUGUUGUAUAAUUACGCUUAUAAAAAAGUUUUUAAAGUAUUCUGUUUUAAUUUGGGAAAGUAUUAUUGUGCACUAUGUCGUACAUUUAUUCCAUAAUUUUUUUAUUCUCAAACGUGUAUAUUUAAAUUUACAGCAUAAAUGAAGCGCUAUAAAUAUAUAUGUAAUUUUUCAAAAUGCAUAGUAUACUAAGAAUAUAUUGCAAUUGUGUUACAAUCAUUAUCUUCUAAUAAAGAACGCUUAAAAAUA